CUUGUAGACAUCCAUCAUUUUCUUAUUCACCAUGCUGCGUAUGAUCACCAUGUCACCAAGAAUCCUUCGUGCCAUUUUCAUGGUUGCGUCUUCUCUACUCGGUUUCGUGACGUUGUGGCAACUUCCAAGCACUUCGACGCUGCGGGGCCACUCUCCGCAGCAAAUCGACUGGUCGCGAUUUGCAUACACCCAAUAUGCCACCGAUCGGUCUUAUCUGUGCAACUCUGUGAUGAUUUUCGAGGCUCUCCAUCGUCUGGGAAGCAAAGCCGAUCGCGUGUUGGUGUAUCCUUCCAGUUUUCUCACGUCGGAGACCGAUCUUUCCCCGGAAGCGCGUCUACUCCGGUUUGCAAGGGAUCAAUAUGCAGUCAAGCUUAAGCCAAUUCAAGUCAUUCAGAAGGGUGGGGGAGGAGCACCGUGGUCCAAGAGCUACACAAAGCUCCUCGCCUUCAAUCACACAGAAUACGACCGCGUUCUCAAUCUAGACUCGGACGCAACCCUUUUGCAGACAAUGGACGAGCUCUUCCUGCUCCCACCUGCCCCGGUUGCCAUGCCACUGGCCUACUGGGUGCCUCCCAAUGAGCGAACCCUCACCUCCGGACUCAUGCUCAUUGAACCGUCCACGACCGAGUUGAACCGCGUCAUGGAUGCAAUCGAGAAUAGUCCUCCAACUGAAUAUGACAUGGAGAUCAUGGACAAGCUCUAUGGAAAAAGUGCGCUCGUGAUACCGCACCGUCCCUACAUUCUUUUGACGGGCGAGUUUCGUUCCCAGAAACAUGAAAAGUAUCUGGCAAAUGCAGAUGAACCGUGGGAUGCUGAUAAAAUCAUGAAAACCGCCAAAUACCUGCACUUCUCCGACUGGCCGGUUCCUAAGCCAUGGGUUGCAGCCACUCAGCAUGUCAUCACAGAGAAACAGCCUUCAUGUGAAUUCAAUCCGAAGACAGGUCAGCAGGAUGAUUGCCAUGUUCGGGAUAUUUGGUUGGGGAUCUAUAAGGACUUUAUGACUAGACGGCAGGACAUAUGUGUUGCUGUGCUACAAGAAGAAGACGAAUCGUCAUGACGGUAUUUAGCAACUAUAGAUGGCUCCACUUACCACGGAGCGCUGGACGCUCUCAUGUAGUAUUCUAUGUCUGUCUGUAUUUAUUAGUAUCUGGCUCAUUCGACAUAUUGGUUUCUUCUCAUGGGCGUUACUUUUCUCAGUUCAGAAGAAUUUGUUUUCCCCCUCUCGCUGUCUUCAUUAAACUUCUGCUCUUGUCUCAGUGCGUGUGCGUUUAGGUUAUAUUUCGAUAUGGACAACAAUAGUAUUCGUCAAGUAGUCUCCCAAAUUAGGGAACCACUACAGACACAUCACGCGCUUCUAA
Messenger RNA from Aspergillus sclerotioniger CBS 115572, 1358 nucleotides. RefSeq names its product nucleotide-diphospho-sugar transferase. Gene Ontology annotation, molecular function: glycosyltransferase activity. The record is from RefSeq and is a predicted model, not a curated record. The coding region runs from base 50 to 1057 and encodes 335 amino acids. The transcript is spliced from 5 exons. NCBI's taxonomy places the organism in Eukaryota, Fungi, Ascomycota, Eurotiomycetes, Eurotiales, Aspergillaceae.